Molecule: messenger RNA, 596 nt
Organism: Bursaphelenchus xylophilus (pine wood nematode)
Lineage: Eukaryota; Metazoa; Nematoda; Chromadorea; Rhabditida; Aphelenchoididae
Source: the annotation of a GenBank genome assembly
AUGGAAAUCGUAGGUUUCAAUCAUUUUGUAUUCUGCGACACUUCAGAAUGUCACAAAUUUAUUCCAGGAGCCGGAGCCGUCUCCCCCAAUUCCCACAGAAGCUGAAGCCAGGGAGGAAAGCAACGAAAAGGAAGGAGCUCCGGAGGACGACAAAAUCGAAGAAAUCAUCGCUAAGGCGAUGGGAAUCGUUGAGGCCAAUGCACCAGAGGAGAUCGUCGAAGCGAAGUAAGUCUUUUUCGAUGCCACGAAUGUAUAUGUGAAGUGCGCCCUAUUUGCAUUGGCCUACCAGGUCUUAGUGCGGCAAUCGGCCUACUUAAAUAUUAUGGCCAUCUAUUUAUAUCCAUUGUUUCAGUGAAGACGAGGAUGACAACAUACUCGUCCACAACGACGAGGACGCCGAGAACGUUGAACCAACAAUUGUCGACCAACCAAAAGCCGAAUCUGCACCGUCUGAAAGCAGCUCAAGUGGUGAGGAAUCCAGCGAAGCCCUCGGCGAUUCGGAUGAAGAGGAAAAGGAGGAAGAAAACAAGGAGGAAGGAAACAAGGAAGAUAAGAAGAAGGACGAAGAAACGAAGGAAACGCCAGGUCUAGAAUAA